Molecule: messenger RNA, 1137 nt
Organism: Colletotrichum godetiae
Lineage: Eukaryota; Fungi; Ascomycota; Sordariomycetes; Glomerellales; Glomerellaceae
Product: alcohol dehydrogenase
Exons: 2
Coding region: 1-1137 (378 amino acids)
Molecular function (GO): oxidoreductase activity; zinc ion binding
Source: RefSeq, a predicted model, not a curated record
AUGGCACUCAACAUAACAAACUCAACAAUGUCAACAAUGCGCGCCGUAGCCUGGUUCGGCCAACCCUACAACGUCUCGGUAAUCGACAUGCCCGUUCCCACAAUCCUCAACCAAACAGACGUCGUCGUCCGCAUCACCUCCUCCGCCAUCUGCGGCUCCGACCUCCACAUGUACCACGGCUUCGGCGGCUCGCCCAACUUACCCUACGGCUUCGGCCACGAGGCCGUCGGCUACGUCUCCAGCGUCGGCGACGCCGUCUCGAGUCUUACGGUUGGCGACUACGUCAUCAUCCCAGACAACGCCGACGACGGGCACUGGGGCCCCUCGCACCCCCUGUCCUUUGGCGUUGGAAAUUCAAACUACGGAGGGCUGCAAGCUGAAUACGCAAGAGUUCCUUACGCCGACACUUCCCUCAUCCCCAUCCCAAUAACCUCGACCAACAACACGGCCGAGCUCGACUACCUCAUGAUCUCAGAUGUCUUCACAACAGGCUGGCACGUCCUCUCCUACUCAGGCUUCCAACCCGGCGACACAGUCGCCAUCUUCGGCGCCGGCCCCGUGGGCCUCCUAGCCGCCUACUCAGCCAAACUUCGCGGCGCCUCGAGGAUCUACAUCGUCGACCGCAUCCUCAGCCGCCUCGAGCAAGCCGAAUCCUUUGGCGCCAUCCCCAUCGAUUUUUCCCAGGAAGACCCCGUAGAAGCAAUACUAAAUCGCGAGCCCGGAGGCGUGACGCGCAGCAUCGACUGCGUGGGUUUCGAAUCCGUCAACGCCACGGGCGACCCCCACAACGGUAUCGUGCUGGAGAACAUGGUUGCGGUGACAGCUGUGUAUGGAGGGAUGGGCAUCGGCGGCGUCUACAAUGGUGGCGCAAACAGCACCGAAGGAGCGCCCAAUGCGGGGACCCUCCCGGCGGAAAUUCCCAUCCCUAUGGCCUCGCUCUGGAGGAAGGGACUGUCUGUCGGAACAGGUAUUGUUCUGCCUUUGCUGAGGGCUCCUCCCUUGCUGAACUUGAUUUCGUCUGGCGUCGCUAAGCCGAGCUUCGUGGUCACCGCGGAGAUCGACAUUGAGGAUGCGCCAGAGUACUACCGCCGCUACAGCGACCACGUGGAAAACAAAGUCGUCAUCCGGUUCCCUUAG